Molecule: messenger RNA, 654 nt
Organism: Fusarium subglutinans
Lineage: Eukaryota; Fungi; Ascomycota; Sordariomycetes; Hypocreales; Nectriaceae
Exons: 3
Coding region: 1-654 (217 amino acids)
Source: RefSeq, a predicted model, not a curated record
AUGGCCCCUCUCACGAAGUCCCGAGGUCAAUGGGGGAACAGAACAAAGCUCAUUACAAACUGGAUUGGUAUCAAGCCACCAUCUUCAAGACCGACAAAACUGUUAGAUUACGCCUGCGGUGAUGGUGUCGCGUCUCGGGCGCUCGCCCCAUUCAUGUCUACAGUGAGAGGCAUGGACAUAGCAUCAGGAAUGGUAGAACAGUACAACCAAAUGGCAUUGAAAUCAGGCUACACCUCGACAAAAAUGCGAGCUAUUCAGGCCGAUCUUAUCGAUCCCGAGCUGACACCGUCUUCCGAGAUCGACACGCCAGGAUUCUUUGAUUUUGACGUCGUAGUCAUGUGUAUGGCUCUUCAUCAUAUCGAAGACCCGGAUAACAUGAUAUUACAGCUCUCAAAACGGCUGAGACCAGGAGGAAUUUUACUUAUCGUUGACUGGGUUGCCAGCUCGGUGGGCAGCAGUGCUCAGGCAGGAAAUCAAACGCUAGGAACGAUUAGUAGAAUGGGAUUUCAAGAGAAUGAAGUAAAAGGCUCGUAUGAUAACGCUGGACUUGAAGAGUGGGCGUGGAAAUUGGCCUCGGCGCCGUCUCAAGUACCAAGAGAGAUUGGUGGUGAGCAGCAAUUGUUUUUUGCUCGUGGAAAGAAGCCAUGUAGUUAG